Molecule: messenger RNA, 2195 nt
Organism: Dermatophagoides farinae (American house dust mite)
Lineage: Eukaryota; Metazoa; Arthropoda; Arachnida; Sarcoptiformes; Pyroglyphidae
Source: RefSeq, a predicted model, not a curated record
AUCAUCAUAUUCGAAAAAUUUAUUAAAAGAAUUAUAUCAAUCAUCAAUGAUUAAUGGUCAACAAAACAGUAGUAUACAUUAUUCAUCAUCAAAAUCAAUUGUAUCACAUAAUCACAAUGAUCGUCUUAUUAUCCAUGAUAAUAAUGAUGAUAAUGGAUUUCAACGAACAUGGAAAUCAAAUUUCCACAAUUCAACAACAACAACCACAACAGAAGAAACAUUGACGUUGAUGACGACAACGGAAUCAAUAUUAAAUAAAAAUAAUAAUGAUAAUGAUAAUGAUAAUUUUAUUGAUUAUGAAUGGUCAACGUUGCGACCAUCUACGACAAUAUCACUGAAAAAUGAUUCAAAUAAUAAUGAUAAUAAUGAUUGGCCAAAUUUUGGAUUUAAUCACAGUAGUGAUAAUGAUUUAUGGAAAAAUUAUUGUACAAAUUUAGCGACAAAUACCGAUACAAAUAUCGAAACAUCAGCAGCAGCAUGUUUAUUAAGAAUGUCUACGUUUGAUAAUGUUAAUAAUAAUGCUACAACAAUGGCAACAACAUCCGGUAUGAAUUUAACGGCAACAACAAUGAUGAUAAUCAAUGAUCAUCAUCAAAUUGAUCUUGAACAUGAACGUGUUUAUUGGGCAUUAAUAUUGAUUAUAUUACCAAUAUUGGCAUUGUUUGGAAAUUUUCUCGUCAUUUUAAGUGUUUAUCGUGAACGAAGCCUACAGACUGUUACGAAUUGGUUUAUUGUAAGUCUUGCAUUUGCCGAUCUAUUUGUUGCUAUACCGAUGCUAUUUUCAACGUAUGUUAUGGUGAAUGUCGAUUGGCAAUUAAGCGAAACAAUAUGCGAUCUUUAUAUUGCCACGGAUGUUAUCUGUAGUACAGCAUCCAUAUUCAAUUUGGUUGCCAUCAGUUUUGAUCGAUAUAUUGCCGUUACACAUCCAAUAUUUUAUUCAAAACAUAAAAACGAUAAACGUGUUAUAAUUACAAUCAUUUUAGUAUGGAUGGCAUCAUUCGGUGUUGGAUUACCAAUCAUGCUUGGUGCAAAUACAUCACCAGAACGUAUACCUGAAUUAUGUAUAUUUUAUAAUUCAAAUUUUAUUAUAUAUUCAUCAUUAUGGUCAUUCUAUGUACCUUGUGUUAUGAUGGUUAUAUUAUAUUAUAAAAUUUUCAAAGCAAUACAUGAUCGUGCCAAGAAAAAAAUGGAUCAUAUUGGUAGUAGUUCCGGUGAUGGUGUUGGUGGUCAUCAGAAAAAAUCAAUCACAACCGGAAAUAAUCAAAAUAAUAAACUUUAUACAGCUGCAAAAAAUAUACUUGGUAUUGAAUCAACAAAAACAUUGGAAUCAAUUUCAUUGAGUAAACAAUUACAGAUUUGUCCAACAACAACAGUAACAACAAAAUUAGAUAAACGACAUCAACAACAACAACAACAAUCACCGCAGCUACAGAUUCAUAUACCAAAUCAAGAUCUGAAUAUUAAAAAUCAUAUUUCAACAACAGCAACUACAACAACAACAUUACCAACUCGACGUAAAAAAAUGACAAAAAUUCGAAUAAAUAUUGAUAAUAAUGAUGAUGAAGAUGAUGAUGAUGAUCAUGGAAAAUUAGUUGAUCCAUCAACCAAUGGACCAAAUUGUGGUGGUAGUAGUGAGGGUGUUAUAGGAACAAAUAUAAAUGAUGGUGGUACAACAACCGGUGAUGGUAGUGGCGGUAGUGGUAAUACCGGUGGUAUUAAUGAUAUCACAAUUCAUAAUAAUAAUAACAACAAUAGCAGCAAUAUUAUCGAUGAUGAUGGUUAUCCAAAGAAAAAAUCUCGUUUUAAUCUGGGUAGAAAACAUAAAUCAAGUCGUAAAAAAAGGGAAAAAGUAUCGGCACGCCGUGAACGUAAAGCAACAAAAACAUUGGCCAUUGUUUUAGGUGUUUUUCUACUUUGUUGGACACCAUUCUUUAGCUGUAAUAUUUUGGAUGCAAUUUGCAUAAAAUUACAUGAAAAUCAUUUUAUACAAUCAGAUUGUCGCCCUGGUAUGACGGCAUUUUUGUUGACCACUUGGCUUGGAUACAUGAAUAGCUGUGCCAAUCCUCUCAUCUAUACAAUUUUCAAUACAGAAUUUCGAAAAGCAUUCCGUAAAAUAUUAUGUAAUUCAUAGCCUGUAGCAAAAUAUUGUGGAUGCUGUUGGUAGUUUAAAUAAUAAUGAUCAACAACAACAACAA